AACGGCGGCGGUGGGGCACGAUGUCGGCCGCCAAUGUGGUCAACGCGAGCAGCGGUGGGCCGCUGCCGGCGGCCAUCCAGCUCAAUCUGACCUACCUGCCGGCGGCCCUCUUCAUCGUGGCCGGCGUGGUGGGCAACGUGCUGGUCUGCCUGGCCAUUUGCCUGGAGAAGUCGUUGCAGGGCGUCACGAACUACUUCCUGCUCUCGCUGGCCGUGGCCGACCUCAUCGUCAGCUGCAUCGUCAUGCCGUUCGGCCUGGUGGCCGGCCUGCUCAACGAGUGGCCGCUGAACGCCGCCUGGUGCAACUUCUACGUCACGUGCGACGUGCUGGCCUGCACGGCGUCCAUCUGGCACAUGAGCUUCAUCUCGCUGGGCCGCUACCUGGGCAUCCGGGACCCGCUCAAGAACCAGCCGCGCAACACCACGCGCCAGGUGGUGACGCGCGUGGUGCUGGUCUGGCUGCUGUCGCUCGGCAUCUCCAGCAUCGUCACCAUCCUCGGCAUCGUCAAUCUGGACAACAUCAUGCCCAGUCCCAAGGUGUGCGCCAUCAACAACCGCAUGUUCUUCGUGCUGGGCAGCUUGCUGGCCUUCUUCAUCCCGAUGAUCAUCAUGGUGAUCACUUACUCGCUGACGACUCUGCUGCUGCGCCGCAAGUGUCGCUCGGGCGCCACGCUGCGCCACCGCCACGUGGGGCGCAGUCUGGCGCGCACAGCGCUCACCGCCGAGAAGAAGGCGUCCAAGGUGCUCGGCCUCGUCUUCCUCGCGUUCGUCGUUUGUUGGGCGCCGUUCUUCACGCUGAACAUCAGCAACGGCAUCUCCAACAGCAUCUACGUCAACCCGUACGUGGAGGCGGUGUUCCUGUGGCUCGGCUACGUCUCCUCCACCAUCAACCCAAUCAUCUACACGAGCGUCAACAAGACGUUCCGCGCGGCGUUCCUGAAGCUGCUGCGCUGCGGCUGCCGACAGUUUCAGCAGGGCCGCCAGUACCGGGCCUACAGCCUCAACGACACGGGCGCCACCACGACGCCGCUCUCGAAGCCGCCGUCGACUCACUUCCGCGCGCCGAGCCUCUCGCAGACGCGCUGCGUCGAGCCGCUGCAGCGGCCUGGGCUCGCCUUUAAGUCACAGUCCAUCUGCUAGUGAGGCGGCUCUGCCGGGCUGCCGUCGCGAGCCUGGUGAUGAUCGGGUGGUGACGCGAGACUGGUGGUGGCCAGCCGUGAACGCGGGGUUGGUGAUGAUCGGGUGGUGACGCGGGACUGGUGAUGACCGCCGUGAACGCGGGGCUGGUGAUGACCGGGUGGUGAGGAUCGGGUGGUGACGCGAGACUGGUGAUGGCCAGUCGUGAACGCGGGGCUGGUGAUGAUCAGGUGGUGACGCGGAAUUAGUGAUGGCCAGCCGUGAACGCGGGACUGGUGAUAAUGAGAUGGUGACACAGGGCUGGUGAUGAUGGGAUGUUGAUGCGGGGCUGGUGUUGAUCAGCUGGUGAUGUGGGGGCGAUGGUGACUGUCGGUGGGCUGGUGAUGACCGUCUGCUGACGUGGGACUGAGGCCAACAUUCCAGUGACGAGUGGCUGACAUUGAUUGGCUCGUGACCGGGCUUGACAGCGAUCAGCUGGUGACGCCAGACUGGUGUUGACAAGUGGUGACAUCGCGUUGGUGAUAGUCUGCCGUUGACGCGGAAUUGGUGUU
Molecule: messenger RNA, 1687 nt
Organism: Pollicipes pollicipes
Lineage: Eukaryota; Metazoa; Arthropoda; Thecostraca; Pollicipedomorpha; Pollicipedidae
Product: D(2) dopamine receptor
Exons: 4
Coding region: 21-1139 (372 amino acids)
Biological process (GO): G protein-coupled receptor signaling pathway, coupled to cyclic nucleotide second messenger; chemical synaptic transmission; serotonin receptor signaling pathway
Cellular component (GO): plasma membrane; dendrite
Molecular function (GO): G protein-coupled serotonin receptor activity; neurotransmitter receptor activity; serotonin binding
Source: RefSeq, a predicted model, not a curated record